AAGGCAAACGCAAAUGCCACAACCCGCCUGCCGACUCGCCGCCGCAGCCGCAUGACAACCGCCGUCGGUCGGCCAUCCCCUGCGGUCGCCACCCUCUUCGGCCGCUGCCGCACAGCCCGCCGCAUCAUCAGCCUCGGCGAUCACAACCAUCAAACCCUCCUACCCCGCUUCGCCGCCGCCUGCAAUGCCCGCGCGUCCCCGUUCCUCUCCGCCGCGGCGGCCGCCGCCGCCAGCCGGCCAUCCCCGGCGGUCGCCACCCUCCUCGGCCGCUGCCGCACCGCGCGCUGCCUCUCCCAGCUCCACGCCCGCAUCAUCCGCCUCGGCCUCCACAGCCACCACGCCCUCCUCGCCCGCUUCGCCGCUGCCUGCGAUGCCCUCGAGUGCCCCUCCGUCGCCGCCUCGUUGGUCGCCGCGCUUCCUGACCCCUACGCCGCCCCGCUCCGCCUCCGCAACGCCGUGCUCGCGUCGCUCGCCCGCCACGCCCCGCUCCACGCCGCGCUCACGGAGUUCAACCUCCUCCGACAGGCCGCGCUCCCGGACUCCUUCUCGUUCCCUUCCCUCCUCCGAGCGUGCGCCCGCGUAUCCUGCCUCCCCGCUGGACAAGCCCUGCACGCCGCCGCUAUCCGCCUCGGCGUGCACGCCGACCUCUUCAUUCGCACGGCGCUCAUCCAGCUCUACGGCAGGUGUGGCGUGGCUGGCUCGGCCCGGGCGCUAUUUGAUCAAAUCGACAUCCCCAGUGAGGUUUCCUGGACCGCCAUUAUCGUUGCCUAUGUCAACAAUGGUGACAUCGUGACAGCCAGAGAGCUGUUUGAAAGAAUGCCUCACCGGAACGCUGUGCACUGGAAUUUGAUGGUUGAUGGUUAUGUGAAGUGUGGGGACUUGGAGGGCGCAAAGAGGCUGUUUGAUGAAAUGCCUGAGAGAACUGCCACAGCAUGUACAUCUUUGAUUGGCGGAUAUGCAAAGACAGGGAACAUGGAAAUUGCGAGGUUGUUGUUUGAUAAGUUAGAGGACCGUGAUCUGUUCUCAUGGUCAGUGAUGAUAUCAGGUUAUGCACAGAAUGGUUACCCUGGGGAGGCUUUGAGGACUUUUGAUGAGUUCCAAGGGCAAGGCAUACACCCAGACGAACUUCUUGUUGUUGGCCUGAUGUCUGCAUGCUCCCAACUAGGUAACAUCAGGUUGGCAAGGUGGAUUGAAGAUUACGUCACAAAGUACUCUAUAGAUAUGAAAAAUGCUCAUGUGUUGGCUGGUCUUGUGAACAUGAAUGCAAAGUGUGGGAACUUGGAGAGGGCUACUGUUUUGUUUGAGUCUAUGCCAGUUCGAGAUGUGUUUUCAUAUUGUUCACUGAUGCAAGGUCACUGCCUCCAUGGUUCAGCUAAUAAGGCUGUUGAACUUUUCUCUCAGAUGCUUUUGGAGGGCCUCUCCCCCGAUAAUGCUGCGUUUACAGUUGUUUUAACAGCUUGCAGUCAUGCUGGUCUAGUAGAAGAAGCGAAGAAGUUCUUUGAUAUGAUGAAGAAUGUGUACUUGAUUGUGCCAUCUGGUGAGCACUAUGGUUGCCUUGUCAGUCUUCUUGGACGUUGUGGUAUGCUAGAAGAUGCAUAUCAGCUUAUCAUGUCAAUGCCUGGGAAACCUCAUCCUGGAGCAUGGGGUGCACUAUUGGGUGGAUGCAAGCUUCACUGUAAUAUUGAGCUUGGAAAAAUUGCAGCAAAGAAACUUUUCGAAAUUGAACCGGAUAAUGCUGGAAAUUAUGUCUCCCUGUCAAAUAUGUAUGCUAACAUUGACAGGUGGGGAGAUGUUUCUGAAGUUAGGGAUGAGAUGACUGGAAAGAGAAUAACCAAAAUAGCAGGCCGUACUGUAGUUCUGCCGUGAAGCAGUGUCGACCAGAAUGGUGUAUUUAUCUUGUAUCAUGUUACUGGCCCCCACUGAAAACUUGACGAGGCUGUGAAUGAAGAAAAAAGACCUCAUGACGGUUAUGAAAUAAACAGAAAACGAGAUAUCAUACUCAAUGCAUAUGGUUGAAGUUCAUCAUAUGAUGAUAUAGACUUGCUGGUGAACAGGCUGAGUUUAUACAUUGGAGAAACUUUUUUCUCCAAUACGCUGGGGAGCUACGUACCAUUGGAUUGAGAAGAACACCAGUGUACAAAAACCAAAAGACCACCACACCAACGCAGCCAUACCAAACACACACACAUACACUCAAACCCAACCUCAUUGGUGGGGGACAUCUGGACUGAGUUAAGAGACUUCUAUUAGCUUAGUGUUCACAUUGUCCGACUCGGAGCUGGAAGGAUGCUUUGAUUUUUUGGUGAGAUCAUUCACUGUUGCCAUUGCUGAUGAAAUGGUUUCUUGUACUGUGAAAGAUCAGGGUGCUGCUGUACAAAUAUUGAAAUAUGGCCCUGAUUAAGGCGCAAAGUUUUGACAUUUGCUAUUAAGGAUGAGGGGAUUGCAGACAGUAUAUAAUAUGAGAUCUCAGAUUUACAAAUCAGUGUCACAUUUACAUAUCCUGGAUUAUGAUACACCUAAUUUCAAAUUCUUGAGAUCUUGGGGCAGCCACGACACACAUUACUUCAAAUUAUUGAGAUCUUUGGGCAAAUGUUUUACUGAUAAGUUUUUGGUUAAUGUUAUCAGUGUUAUGUGAUUAGCUGACCCAUAUCACCUCAUUGUAUCUAGAACAAUUGAGGAUGAGACAUCAAAGAUGUCCUUGCAAA
Molecule: messenger RNA, 2705 nt
Organism: Sorghum bicolor (sorghum)
Lineage: Eukaryota; Viridiplantae; Streptophyta; Magnoliopsida; Poales; Poaceae
Product: putative pentatricopeptide repeat-containing protein At5g37570
Exons: 3
Coding region: 52-1866 (604 amino acids)
Biological process (GO): RNA modification
Molecular function (GO): protein binding; RNA binding
Source: RefSeq, a predicted model, not a curated record